Molecule: messenger RNA, 2012 nt
Organism: Eptesicus fuscus (big brown bat)
Lineage: Eukaryota; Metazoa; Chordata; Mammalia; Chiroptera; Vespertilionidae
Gene: TRIM59
Product: tripartite motif containing 59
Exons: 2
Coding region: 63-1271 (402 amino acids)
Biological process (GO): cilium assembly
Cellular component (GO): cilium; intraciliary transport particle B; centrosome
Molecular function (GO): zinc ion binding
Source: RefSeq, a predicted model, not a curated record
GAAAAGUUGGACAAGAUAAAAUAUAUUCAGUCUUCAAACUAGGAAGAUCAACAAAGCAGAAAAUGUACAAUUUUGAGGACGAGUUAACAUGUCCCAUUUGUUAUAGUAUUUUUGAAGAUCCUCGUGUACUACCAUGCUCUCAUACAUUUUGUAGAAACUGCUUGGAAAAUGUUCUUCAGGCAUCUGGUAACUUUUAUAUAUGGAGACCAUUACGAAUUCCACUAAAGUGCCCUAAUUGCAGAAGUAUUAUUGAAAUUGCUUCAACUGGUAUUGAAUCUUUACCUGUUAAUUUUGCAUUAAGGGCUAUUAUUGAAAAGUACCAGCAAGAAGAUCAUCCAGAUAUUGUCACUUGCCCUGAACAUUACAGGCAACCAUUAAAUGUUUACUGUUUACUAGAUAAAAAAUUAGUUUGUGGUCAUUGCCUUACCAUAGGCCAACAUCAUGGUCAUCCUAUAGAUGAUCUUCAAAGUGCCUAUCUGAAAGAAAAGGACACGCCUCAAAAACUGCUGGAACAGUUAACUGACACACACUGGACAGACCUUACUUGUCUUAUUGAAAAGCUGGAAGAAGAAAAAUCUCAUUCGGAGAAAAUGGUUCAAGGUGAUAAAGAAGUUGUUCUCCAGUAUUUUAAGGAGCUUAGUGAUAUAUUAGAACAGAAAAAAAAAAAUUUCCUAACUGCUCUCUCUGAUGUAGGCAGUCUGAUUAAUCAAGAAUAUACUCCACAAAUUGAAGGAAUAAGAGAAAUGAGGAAGCAGCAGCUUGAAUUAAUGACAUUGACAACAUCUUUACAAGAAGAGUCUCCACUUAAAUUUCUUGAAAAAGUGGAUGAUGUUCGUCAGCGUGUGCAGAUCUUGAAGCAAAGUCCACUUCCCGAGGUCCAACGUAUUGAAAUUUAUCCUCGAGUAAGCCAAGUAUUGAAAGAAGAUUGGAGCAUAACAGAAAUUGGACAAAUUAAGAAACUUCUCAUUCCUGAAAUGAAAAUUUCUUCAACCAGGAUGCCUUGUUCCUGGCCUGCUGAUGAAAAGGAAGUUGAAUUUUUUAAGAUUCUAAAUAUUGUUAUAGUUACACUGAUUUCAGUGAUACUGAUGUUGAUUCUCUUUUUUAACCAACACAUAAUAACCUUUCUAAAUGAAAUCACUUCAAUGUGUUUUUUUGAAGUCUCUCUAUCUGUUUACCAAAGUUUAUCUAACAAUCUGCACAGUUUAAAGAAAAUGCUAUAUCACACUUUAUAUUUACUGAAGGAAUUCAUGUGGAAAAUAGUCUUUCGUUGAAAAUGCAAAUCUAAAUUCAUAUAGGCUUUUUCUAAACAGGGACUAACAACCAUUGCUAAAUGGAGAAAUUGGGGUUGCAUGGAUAAAUAAAAUAGCAAACUAAACUUUAUUAGAAUUGCAACAAAUAUAUAGAAAUAUUUUAAACCUUUCAUGUUUCUGUUGGAUAGAAAUGUGUCAGAAAUGAAGCAGUGUCUCUGGUUUUCGAUCUAAAAUCUAGUUGAUUUGAGUAUUAUCCUUUUUCAUGGAUUUGAGAGGUUGACUUAAUAUUGCUGUGGCAUUUAAACAUUGUUUUGCCAAUAUUGUCUUUUAGCAUUAAUAUGGCUGUAGUGAUUGACUUUGCAGUUCUUCACACAUAGUAGUUUUUAGAAUAAAAGAUGGUAAAAUCUGGAAAGUACCUAUGCACUUAUUUUUGAUGUGGCUUCUUUUGCAUGGGCAAAUAAGAAUGGUGAGGUUUUAAAAUCAAGCAGCAAAGUCUAAAAUGAUAAGGGGUUGCUUAAAGAUGCUUUUGAUCAAACAAACUGGAUCCACACAUUGUUUUAGAUGGAUUUAAGAGCCUUAAGAUGUUGAUCAACAUUCAUUUCUAAUAAUGCUAUUGCUUUUGAAAAUGUGUUGUUAGGGAACAAACAGCAACAUUUCCUAAGAAAGUAUUCUGUGGUUUGUGUUACUUUAGGAUUAUAUUUAACUUUUGUGUAGUGUUUAGUUGCCAACUAAGUUCUUGGAUAAAAAAUUUUUGAAAUGUUA